Linum tenue is the source of this 1802-nucleotide messenger RNA. The record is from the annotation of a GenBank genome assembly. Lineage: Eukaryota; Viridiplantae; Streptophyta; Magnoliopsida; Malpighiales; Linaceae.
AUGGCGGACGAAAUGGGCAAGGUCGAAACAGAGGUAAACGAAGCGAACAAUCAGAAGAAGAAGCACAAGGGAAAGCACGACAAACCGAAGCCAUGGGACGACGACCCAAACAUCGACCAUUGGAAGGUCGAGAAGUUCGACCCUUCGUGGAACGAAAGCGGCAUGCUUGAAGUCAGCGAGUUCGCAACCCUCUUUCCUUCAUACAGAGAAAAGUACAUACGGGAUGUUUGGCCAAUGGUGAAAUCCGCCUUGAAAGAACAUGGCAUUGAAGGCAGGCUCGACCUGGUUGAGGGGUCAAUGACUGUCUUAACUACUAGAAAGACGAGGGACCCUUACAUAAUUAUCAAGUCAAGGGAUCUUCUUAAGUUGCUAUCCAGAGGUGUCCCUGCACCUCAGGCUAUCAAGAUUCUCAAUGAUGAAAUGCAAUGUGAUGUUAUCAAGAUUGGCGGUAUGGUUCAUAAUAAGGAGCGUUUCGUUAAACGAAGGCAACAUCUUGUUGGGGCAAAUUCAUCUACUUUAAAGGCGCUUGAAAUCUUGACAGGCUGUUAUAUUCUAGUCCAGGGACACACGGUUGCUGCUAUGGGUUCAUUUAAAGGUUUAAAACAAGUUAGAAAGAUUGUAGAGGAAUGCAUGUUAAACAAGAUGCAUCCUGUACACCAUAUAAAGAUUCUGAUGAUGAAGAAAGAACUUGAAAAUAAUCCAGCAUUGAAGAAUGAGAGUUGGGACAGAUUUCUUCCCAAGUUCAAUAAGAAGAAUGUUCAGCGAAAGAAGCCUAAGAAGAAAGAAAAGAAAGAAUAUACUCCAUUCCCUCCUCCUCAACAACCCAGCAAGGUUGAUAUUCAACUAGAGACUGGAGAGUACUUCUUGAGUGAACAAAAGAAGACAGCAAAGAAAUGGCGAGAGAAACAGGAUAAACAAGCUGAAAAAUCUGCUGAAAACAAGAGAAAAAGAGAGGAGGCCUUUGUUCCUCCAAAGGAAACUGUGAAGGGAAAUACCAGUAAGUCGGAGGAGGAAGACCUGGCCACCAUGACCAUGUCCAUCAAGCAAAAGGCAAAAGAUUUUGUGAAGAAGAAAAGGGACGAGAAUGUCAAUCCGGAGGAUUAUAUAGCAGUAGCAUCUAGUGAGCAACCAAAGAAGAAAAAACAAAAGAGCAAAUUUUCAUUUUUCUGAAAAUUUACUCUUGGAUCUCGCGUUUUAUUUGUUUGAUUGAUUUGACCUGAAUCCCCUCCCAUUCUCUAAUGACUAAUAUAUGUCGCCGGAAAUCAAGUCUCACAUGCUUGUCGGAAGUGGGCGCUGCCUUAUGUUGUAUGUUGACAUUGGUAGAAAUGGGGAACGAAAGUUUGUAAAAUUUAUUGGACAUCCUGUGAUUUCCAAUCUGGUCUUUUGUGUAUUUGAGACUACAGAACACAAAAUGAUUGGCCAUUGCGUCAUGGCUAGGAUACAAAGGGCAAUGAAGAAAUUAAAGUUGGAAGCUGAUGAGAAACGCAGGUACUUAUGAUAGUUGUGGCACACCCCAGAGAUGUUUCUCAUGGUGCAGCAAAUUCUUUGUUGUGCCGAGCGCCUCGGGAUGUGCCUAGACAUGACUAAGGCAAUUCUCUGCUGUCUGAUUCCUUCAAUGUUGUCGGUACGGAUUUUCAAUGUAAACAUGGUUUUCCUUUGUGAAUUGGUUUCUGGACAGCAUUUUCAAGCAGAAAGUGUCUUCUUUUUAUGUGCUCAAGGCUUGGUUUCCGCUUCUCUUUUUCUAUUGCGACUAUGUGCACCAUGCUGGAAUGAAAUCAAGAUUUCGAAUCUUUUGAUAGGCU